AUGUCUGGAUGUCUGUCCGCCGCCAGCAGCCUGGACUGGUCUUCACUCGCUUUUCUCCUGUUUGUAUGCAUAUUUGUACAAUUCCUUCGUUUCAAUCGCACCCACCACGAACAACUACCGCUACUUCAAGAAACCGAAGGUCCGACAUUGCCUAACUACAUUACGCCAUCAUUUCGCGAUGUCCACCAUGCUCUUCCUCCUUCAAGACACUUCCCGGCGCAACUUGUCGUGUCUACGCCGACUAUCGAACGUGUUCGCGUAAAGAAAACAGAACUCUCCCCGUCGACGCAUUUUCAUUCGAUCACGGGUUUCAACCGUUCGGCUCCUCCCCCACGUCGAAGUCGAGUUCCCAGACCCCCUAAGGCUUACCGGACCCUGCCAUCGACCCCGCCGCCACUCCAACCAUCCGCACCACCUUCUUCACCAGCCGACACACCUUCACUUCGUGCAUCGACGCCGAUCCCCCCUCGAUCCAUCGUAUGGACCUCGCAACCCCUUCAUCAUAUCGAACCGUACUCACCCGCCGACUCACCUCUGCUUCGUACACCCACUGUCGCACUUGUCCCGACGUGGACUACUCGUUCUCUGUCUCAAUACGGGGAUCAAGCCCAGGGUCAAAGAUACCGUGCUCGCGAGCAGGGCGACAUUCAGGACUCCCUGUCCGCUGAUCUCCAGGCUCAUGCACUUCUCCCUGGAGCGGUCAUCUUGCCUACCAUACACCACGCGCACCCUAUUGACCGACAGCAGGCCGAAUCCCUCGUCAGCGCGCGAGCCGACAAUCAGCAGGCUGCGACCUUGGAGUCCCCUAUCCGGCUUCGUGCUGGUAAUUUGGCCGUACGUCCUUGGGAGAUAGAAAUCGACAUCCUUCCGGACAGAGGGAAGGCUGGGCGGCGCAAUCUGAAGAGACGAGUCAUCGGGAACCCUGUCGAGGAUGACUUCGCCUCACCAGCCCAUCAUCCAACUUCGCCCGUCUCCGACGAAAGACAAGGGCCCUUCUUCCGUUCUCCAGACACCCUGAGCCCAAGUCCUCGCCUGAUACUCGAAUCACCCGAUGCAGACUGGUUCGACGAUACAGAAGUAGACCGGGACCGCGAACAACGAUGUCGUCGACAGAGGCGUUUCGUGGAGAUGCAGAGAUUGCCGGCGAAGAAACAGCGGUUGCUUGGGGAGGAGGCGAUAAAGAGGGGUAAGAAGGCGAUGGACGAGGGGAGGACGAGAGAAUCGCUUUUCUGGAUGUUGCAGGCGGAGAUACAUCAUAAGGAAAUGGAGAGGUUGAAUCGAUUGGCAGCGUUUGCGAUAUUUCGAGAGAAGAAUAAGAAUAUGACGGGAGGGGAGGUCGAUUUGCACGGGUUGUAUGUGAAAGAAGCCAUUCACUAUGCCGCGCGUGGUAUCGAGUGUGGUCUGGAACGGGGAGAUAGGGAAGUCCGCUUCAUUGUCGGUAAAGGUAAACAUGCGCCGGAUGGUAUUGCGCGUAUAAAACCCGCGAUAAAGACGUUCCUGACAUAG
This is a messenger RNA of Stereum hirsutum FP-91666 SS1, 1506 nucleotides long. RefSeq lists its product as uncharacterized. The record is from RefSeq and is a predicted model, not a curated record. NCBI's taxonomy places the organism in Eukaryota, Fungi, Basidiomycota, Agaricomycetes, Russulales, Stereaceae. The transcript is spliced from 4 exons. Bases 1 to 1506 code for a protein of 501 amino acids.